CGCCGCUUACAGCCGUGGGGGGUUGGUGGGCACGGCCUGCGGUGCGCUGUGCGAUGGGUGCUGUGAAGGCUGUCACAUUUAGCCGGGCCUCGUCCCUUGCCCCGGAGCUGGCAGCUCGGGUGGAGGUCAUUUGCGUCCCGUUGUCUCUGGGUGACGUGGAGUUGUGAGCUUUCCCUCCCGGAACACGACCUGCUGCUCGGUGAGACAGCAGAGGCCGACGUGCUCUGGGAUCAGCGGUGCCGUCCCGGACUGAGCGGUUUGGGGAUGGAGGCUCGUGCCUGACCCGCUCUCUUCAGGAUGUCCCUGACUGCAGGGUCCCCGCGGCCACUCAUUGUACAGCAGUUGUGCCAGGUGCUGGCUGCUCAGCCGGCCGUGCUGUUGGCUGGGGUUCGUGUUUGAAAUCUCCAUGUACUGAAAGCUUCUGGUGCUGUUCUUGUUGUUAAAAUGCUGUGAAUAAAACUGGCUGGGGAGCUAGAGGAUCUUAGCUUUAGAAACUGCCUUAUCUUGACUGUGUUAAUUAAGAAACUAAUCUGUGAGUGAAGUAUUUCAGGAAGAAGUUGAGGUGGAGAGAAUGAGAAAAUGUAAAUGGGCAGUUGCCUUACUGCCUUUUUAUUGUUGGUGUGAUAACAUCUGUGAAAUGCCCAGGAGAGCCAUCCACGUGCUGUAAUUAAUAUAAUGCUCAAUAUUUUAUUAACCUGGCUCAGGGUAAGCGUGGCACUGGGAAGAAAUGUCCCAUUUCAAAACAUUCCAGUAUUUAUUGUGACUUUUCUGCUGGGGCUGAACUAACAGACAAUUCAAUAACGCAGACCUUUGCCUAAAGCAUUGUUGGGGUUUUGUCAAACCCCUGCGUAUGGAGGAAGAGGUGGAUUUACUGCAUUUGCCUGAAUGUAGGACUGAGAGCUUUAAAUGCUGCUAGCACAGAAGGUGGGCUGGAGCAUGUCUGCAGAGAGUAACAGAGGUGGAUGUGCUUGUGGAAUAGUUAAAUUCUUGAUGCUGGUUGCAGAAAGAUGCUUCAAGUUGUGUUUUAAGGAAACGAGCUCACUGGGAAGGUGCUGUUGGCGGCAGCUGUCUGCACAAAGGCAGGGAAGGCCAUCGUCUCCCGGCAGUUCGUGGAGAUGACCCGAACCCGCAUCGAGGGGCUGCUGGCAGCGUUCCCCAAACUCAUGAACACUGGGAAGCAGCACACUUUUGUGGAAACGGAGAGUGUGCGCUACGUGUAUCAGCCGAUGGAGAAGCUCUACAUGGUGCUGAUCACCACGAAAAACAGCAACAUCCUGGAAGACCUGGAAACACUCCGACUCUUCUCUAGAGUGAUCCCUGAGUACUGUCGAGCUUUAGAGGAGAAUGAGAUCUCUGAGCACUGCUUUGACCUGAUUUUUGCCUUUGAUGAAAUUGUUGCCCUGGGCUACCGUGAGAAUGUAAACUUGGCACAAAUUCGGACCUUCACAGAGAUGGACUCGCAUGAAGAAAAGGUGUUCCGAGCUGUCCGAGAGACUCAGGAACGUGAAGCAAAAGCUGAGAUGCGUCGUAAAGCGAAGGAGUUGCAGCAGGCCAGGAGGGAUGCAGAGAGGCUGGGCAAGAAAGCACCUGGCUUUGGUGGCUUCGGCAGCUCGGCUGUGUCUGGGGGCACAACAGCAGCAAUGAUCACAGAGACCAUCAUUGAAACAGAGAAGCCCAAAGUGGCACCAGCGCCGUCCAGACCAUCAGGUCCCAGUAAAGCUCUGAAACUUGGUGCCAAAGGGAAGGAGGUGGACAACUUUGUGGACAAGCUGAAAUCAGAGGGAGAAAACAUCAUGACUUCUGUAGGCAAACGCUCUACAGAAGCAGCCAAAGUUCUUGCACCACCUAUUAAUAUGGAGAGUGUGCAUAUGAAAAUAGAGGAGAAAAUUUCCUUGACUUGUGGCCGUGAUGGGGGCUUACAGAAUAUGGAGCUGCAUGGCAUGAUCAUGCUGCACAUCUCUGAUGAAAAAUUUGCACGAAUUCGCCUGCAUGUAGAAAAUGAAGACAAGAGGGGAGUGCAAUUACAGACUCAUCCAAAUGUGGACAAGAAGCUGUUUACUGCAGAAUCACAGAUUGGUUUGAAGAACCCAGAGAAAUCAUUCCCUAUUAACAGUGAUGUGGGUGUGCUGAAGUGGAGGUUGCAGACGACGGAAGAGUCCUUCAUUCCAUUGACAAUUAACUGCUGGCCGUCAGAAAGUGGGAACAGUUGUGAUGUAAACAUUGAAUACGAGUUGCAGGAGGAGAGCCUAGAACUGAAUGAUGUGGUCAUCAUGAUCCCUUUACCGUCUGGUGUUGGUGCCCCGGUGAUUGGGGAGAUCGAUGGUGAAUAUCGCCAUGACAGCCGGAGAAAUCUCCUUGAGUGGUGCCUGCCAGUGAUAGAUGCCAAAAACAAGAGUGGCAGCCUGGAGUUCAGCAUAGCAGGGCAGCCAAAUGACUUCUUUCCAGUACAGGUCUCCUUCAUCUCCAAAAAGAACUAUUGCAACAUACAGGUUACCAAAGUGACCCAGGUGGAUGGAAACAGCCCUGUAAGGUUUUCUACUGAAACCACCUUCUUGGUGGACAAGUACGAAAUCCUGUAAUGCCAGCUGUGGGAAAUUGCAAAGGAAAUUUUUAAAUUAAAAAAAAAAAAGAGGCCGAAGUUUAUUCUGAAUGUUUGGAACGCCACAGCCCUCUCUGCUGAGACACAUGGCUCUGUGUGCCAUCUGCAGUGUCCUGGGUCACAGACAUUUUUGGCAGAGAAUUGACAUGUUCAUGGGGGGGAAAGGCUACGAAUUUCUUUGGCAGAUUUUUACUGGCUAGCAGGAGAACAAGAUCUCUGCAGAGAACCUGGCUUUGAUACUUCCCCAUCUCCCAUGAAGAUGACUGGAGCUCAGUCCCAGAGCCUACUUAGACAUCGCACUCACCCGUUUUUAAUUAUCACUGUUCCAUUGCUGGUGCUGCCAUUUUAAUUUCUCCUCAGCCUUCAACUCUUGCUUCUGGUGAUGAAAACAGGCAUAAAGAUAAUACACUCGGUGAUGCAGUGCUUCUCUGGAUCCUUCCAUCUGGAAGAAGUGGACUCGCUGCUCAGAUCCGAUUGCAGUGCUCCUUGCUGUCCCUCCAGCCCUGCUGUACAGCAGUGGACUUCAGCCCCAAAUCUGUAGGAGUCCUUUGGGCCUCUCCUGGUGUUGGCUGGGUCACCGUGGGCUUGUAGGUGGCACAGGCUGCGGCUCUGAGUGCUCCAGUCUGCCUUGCAGGGAGAACAACACCCAGAGGUGUCUGUCUGAAGGUUUGCUGUGUUGCAGUAACUCCCUGGCCAAGGUUCAUGUCCUGGCUCAGGCUAUGGCAGUGUCUUGGUAGGCUGAACUGCUUUACCUGGCAGGGUGCAGGCGUGCAUGGAGCCUGCUUUGCUUCACCUGCACACAGUAGGAGUGGGGUUAGGACCUGUCACAAACUAGCGUUCUUUCUUGGUGCUUAGGAGCGGAGGAGAGGGAAGUGGUAGUUUCCUGAAAGUCUGCUGGGUUGGUCUGAGCGUGAGCAGCACCCAGAGCUGUUCCUCUGCCUGCAUAGCAUCCCUUUGUCCCCCCAGAGCUGUGCUUCCCCCAGAUCCAUCCCACCCACUUGCUUUGGGGCAGUCACCAACACAGCAUGCGGUCUGCUAGCUGCUGUAUGGGAAGGGCUGCUGGGCUGAGCGUGCAGGUGAAAUCCAAGUGGUGUCCUGUCCUCAGGAGUCCUAAAACCAUGCACUGUGCAGCAGAGAGCACAGUGAAAGUGUGUUGGUUCCCAUCGGGUCCUCUGCCAAAGAAGUUAGCGGUCUCUCCUCUGUUAACAGCGCCAGCAAGGAAAUAAACUGAUUCUUUCCCUGGGAGGGUGAUGUGUUCUGGGGGAGGGAAAGCAAACCCUGUUCUGUAGUGAAGUAGACAAUGAAUCUUAUUAAUUCAGUUGUGUUCAGGAGUUGCUUGUCUGUAUGAUUUUAAAAUGGAGUCGAGUUUAGUUCAAACAUCAAAGGAGCAUUUUUAUUAAAUUUGUUGGAGGGUAAUAUUUAAAAACCAGAACCCCAGUUUUUGUAACCCUGUACAAUAAUGGCCUAGGGAAUAGAGCACAUUCCAGUGUAUACAAAGAAUACAAAUUCUUUAAUCAAAUAAAAAGAGUAUUAUAAAA
Messenger RNA from Phasianus colchicus (ring-necked pheasant), 4137 nucleotides. NCBI's taxonomy places the organism in Eukaryota, Metazoa, Chordata, Aves, Galliformes, Phasianidae. The record is from RefSeq and is a predicted model, not a curated record.